AUGGCGGGCCGAAUACCAGGCCAAAAAUUCAUAACCAAAGCCAGCCAACAAAAUGAAACUCAGCAACCCAAUCAAAAGCCGAAAUCUGCAACAAUAUUCAAGGACAUGGGACCACCAAGAUCAGGUGCUUCAAAGAAAUCCGCAUCAAAGAACCCCCCAGGCCGUGACAGUCGAAAAGAAAAGAAAAGGCCGCAGCAGAGCAAACAGGAAACGGCACCGUCACGGCAUGACCAGACUGGUCAGGAUGGGAACCAGAUCGAUCUCUCCGCCACCAUCCCGCUGACACUCCAGCAACUGCUGCUGAACGUAUUCAAGACGGCUUUGCUUCCAAGUGACGGGCCGCAUGACCAUGACCAUCAAAAUGAAUAUAGAGCACAAACGCCGAGGGCUGAGACUGACAGCGAAUCCCAGGCUCAGACGACCGCCCCCGCUGGAAAAGAAGAACUAGAUAUCAAGUCUCUGGUCCAAACUAUCAAGUCCCAUUUGUAUAAUCGGGACUUUGACUCGGCCUUUGCUGAUGCCGAUGAGGACCUCCUGCGCGCUUAUGCGCUGCGUUGGAGUGCGUCCCGCGCGCUGGGGUAUGCGGGGAUCUUCAAGUCUGUGUUGCGGACGUUGCUGUGCGGGAGUAAUGGAGCUCAGAUCCGGGCCCAGGCGAAGGAGACGAACCAUAUCGUCUGUAUUGGGGGCGGAGCCGGUGCAGAAAUCAUGGCGCUUGCGACUGCCUGGCGGGAUAUGAUGGACGAGACCGCGCUCUCGGAUAGUGUUGGUACGGUUUCGUUAGAGGACGAGAGCGGCGGGCAGUGUCAAAACCAAGACAAAGUUACGACUCCGACCUCGUCGCCGCGGCCAGGGCUGGCUGUUACGGCUGUGGAUAUCGCCGACUGGUCGAGUGUCGUGGACCGGUUGGCGCGGACGAUCCGGUCUCCCGCUGUUCUGGGCACAAAGUCGCAUCCUGCGCCAUUACAGUCGGAGAGGGCAGACAGCUUCGUCGUUAGAUUUGAACGCGCGGAUGUCCUCUCGCUCGCUGAGGAGGGAUUAAGGAAGAUACUGCAUUUAGACGACGCGGCGGCGCCGGCCCGCACGGUCCUGGUUACGCUCAUGUUCACGCUUAACGAGCUCUUCUCGACGUCUAUGGCCAGGACGACGGAGUUCUUGCUCCGCGCGACGGAUCUGUUGGCAGCGGGGACUGUCUUUCUGGUUGUUGAUAGUCCGGGUAGCUAUUCGACGUUGAAAUUGGGGAAGUCGGCGAAGAAGGACGCGGAGGCGGAUGGCGCCUCGGCGGCGCUGCAGGAGAGACGGUAUCCGAUGAAGUUUCUACUAGAUCAUACGCUAUUGUCGGUUGCGGCGGGAAAGUGGGAGAAGAUCUAUGAGCAGGAUUCACGCUGGUGGCGGAGGGAUGCGGCCAGGCUGCGGUAUUAUGUUGGUGAAGGAGCAGGGUUGGAGGAUAUGCGGUUCCAGAUACAUGUCUAUCGCAGGUUGGCUGAUUAG
Molecule: messenger RNA, 1488 nt
Organism: Aspergillus viridinutans
Lineage: Eukaryota; Fungi; Ascomycota; Eurotiomycetes; Eurotiales; Aspergillaceae
Product: 25S rRNA (uracil2843-N3)-methyltransferase
Exons: 1
Coding region: 1-1488 (495 amino acids)
Source: RefSeq, a predicted model, not a curated record